CCGAGCGUUAAGGGAACGAGUAAAGGGAAAUUAAGGUGAAUUCGGGAUCUUCGCCUACGCAAGUGGAGAUCGUUGGUCGGAAAGAGGGAGCGAAGAGAACUCUAGGGUUGCCGCAGAGGCGAGCUGUGAGAGCCUCCGCGGCGGCGCCUUGUUCAGCUCCGCUGCCAUUGUUGUCGCCCGUCGUAGGUAGUAGGGAAGAAGUGGUAAGAGGUACCGAGAUCGAGAGGGAGGGAGGGAGAAAAAAGAGCGGGCUGUCCGGUCUCCAUUAUCGCCACCACCGCCACCAAGCUUCGUUCUCCGUCGCUCUCGUCGCUGCUGCCGUUCCUCUCUUCCCGCUUCAUAUUCGUUGCUCCGCGGCCCUCGGAUCGUCCAGUAGUUUGGUAAAGCUCCUUCCAUGAUAUGAUGAAAUCGAGAAUAGAUGACUUGUCGAUUUGCUUUUUUUGGAAGAAUGCUUGAUGAGUUGGAAGCAUUUGUUGUUUGAUUGGUGUUUGUUGCUUGGAAACUGCUCCGAUCAACUUGAAUAUUGAUGUUUUGUGUUCUAUUGCUGAUAUAACUGGACAAUGUUGGCUGUAAUGGACAAGUUAGAGACAGGGAAUGGCUUCUCUCCGUAGUCCUCUGCCGAGGAAAUGUGAAAGCGAUUGCUUUGUCCUUUGAUCUUCGGCUGUAUGUAAGCAAAGUGCUUACCCAUUGGUUCAUUAUCUUCUAACUUUUCCACCUGCGGUCAUUAGUUCAAGUAGAUGCGGCUAAGUCGUAGACUGGGAUUGAAUUUGAUUUGAUGAUCUUGGGUUUGUUUUAGUUUUACAUGUCUACUGGAAGGAAGUGUGGUAGCUUUCGUGUCUAGCUUGUAGUUCCUCUGAUGUAUGAGCUAGCAGCUUACUUCGAGAUCAUAUGGACAGUUGAUGCGCAGUUAGUCUUGGAUAGUUGGAUGUUAUUUAAUGGAUGUUGGUGUUAAAAGCUAUUGUCAUGAUCGUAUGCAUGAUAAUUUUAUAUAAACAUGUUUCUUUCCCACGAUUGCCCGAUCGUCUUUGUUGGAUGUUUUAAGUUUUUUUCUUCUGGUUUCUAUUUGAGGAAAAUGAUUCACUUGUUGGUUAUGGAAAAUUGGAUCUCUGCAAGUAUGUGGUUGAGCCUUGUCUGACCUGUCACCUCAUCCUGGAUGUUAAAAAGCUGGAUUUCUCGAAAUAUUGUUAGAAGCGAGGACCCUUCACAGCUCAAUGUUGACUUAUUAGGCAGGCUUUAGAGAAGCUACAACUUAGUUGUUAUUCUUCCAGUUGAUUUUCCUAUGUGCAUCUUAUAUAGAGCUGUGUACGGGGUCGUACAUGUUGCUUUUGAAAUUGAUGUGAUGUAUAUUUUGUUUCACUUGUCUUUUUCUUUCCCAGUCUUCUGAGUUCUUAAGAAGGUUUAAGUUUUAAGCUUGUCCUGUUCCUUUCUUGUCUUCUUUGUUGGUCUGAUCCUAGCCUUUUGCCAAUAGAUCUAUUUGUAGCUUGCUUUGUUUCAUUAGACUUUUUCUUUAUUACCAAAAUGUGAUGGGUAUGCUUUGGUCUCCUCUUUCACUGCAUCAUCUGUCUCUUUCCAGUUUCUCUGAUUCCUGCAACUAUGUUGGCCAUUCUUUGGUUUUCCUCCAUUUUACUUGGUCCUUCACAUAUGAAGUUAAUUUUUCCCCUUGUUGCUAAUUUUGCAUAUGAUUGUAUUUGCAGGGUUGACCUGGUCCUUCUGAUGGAUUGUUAGGCAGGGAUCUAGGCACAUAGUCUAGUACUUUCUGCUUUCUUCUGCCUGCUUUAUCACGUAAAUGGGCUGCUUUAGCUCCAAGGUACUUAGGCAGUUUCCAGGACACGAGGAUCCAGUAGCUCUUGCUUCACAAACAGCUUUCAGUGUUAGUGAAGUUGAAGCACUGUUUGAACUCUUCAAGAGCAUUAGCAGUUCCGUUAUUGAUGAUGGGCUGAUAAGCAAGGAAGAGUUCCAGUUGGCUCUUUUCAAGAACAGAAAGAAAGAGAACCUCUUCGCAAACAGGAUAUUUGAUUUAUUUGAUACUAAGCACAAAGGUGUGAUUGAUUUCGGGGACUUCGUCAGAUCACUCAAUGUGUUCCAUCCUAAUGCCCCGCAAGAAGACAAGAUUGAUUUUUCAUUUAAACUCUAUGAUCUGGAGAACACAGGAUAUAUCGAACGUCAUGAGGUUAGACAAAUGGUGAUCGCUCUUCUUUGUGAAUCCGAUAUGAAGUUAACUGACGAGACCAUCGAGAUAAUUCUUGACAAGACAUUCUCGGAAGCUGAUAUAGACAACGAUGGGAAGAUAGACAAGAGCGAGUGGCAUAACUUCGUCUUCAAGAAUCCAUCUUUGCUAAAGAUAAUGACCCUUCCCUACUUGAGGGAUAUUACCACUACAUUCCCAAGUUUUGUUUUCAACUCAGAGGUGGAUGAAAUUGCUACCUGAGGUGGGGAAAAAAAAAAAAGAGAAACAGAAGUGAGAAACUGAACACUUCUUACUGAUGCAAGUUGCAGUCUAUGUGAAAGAUUGGCUGUUUAAUCCAUGGAAAUAGAGAUUAGUAGCGAUAUUUAGCGGGUAUUGAUGAUGUGUCGGGGUGCGAGUGAUCUGAUUUUUUCUUUUUUGGUCCACUUAUUUCUAACAUCUUACAGAAUUCGGCCUGUAUUUGAGCCCUCGCUACAUACAAAAGAAGAAGAAAAACCGUAUAUCCCUGUUACGGAGUUUUGAGUUUGAUGUUCCUUUUUAUUUUUUGAUGUUCCUACUUGUAGAGGAGAUGAGGGUGUAUACCCAUAUAAUAAAUGUUCUUUUUUUAG
Molecule: messenger RNA, 2793 nt
Organism: Linum trigynum
Lineage: Eukaryota; Viridiplantae; Streptophyta; Magnoliopsida; Malpighiales; Linaceae
Source: the annotation of a GenBank genome assembly